AUGAGUGGAAUGAAUUUUACAGAAAAAGUAGAAAAGAUAAUUGCAAGAGCACAAGCUUUAACUCGAGAAUUUGGCAACUCACAAAUCAUGCCUGCGCAUAUCGCGUGUGCCAUGUUUGAUGAAACAGAUGGUGCUGCCUUGUUCAGAUCUAUUAUCGAGAAGACAGGUGCAGAACCCACAACGGUUGAACGUGGAUAUAAAAAGAUGAUGGUCCAACUGCCCUCUCAGGAUCCAGCACCAACUGAUGUCACGAUUGGCUCACAGACAAGCAGAUUGUUACGUAACGCAGAGAAGCGCAUGAAAGACCAAAAGGAUACAUACAUCUCGGUUGAUCACAUCAUACUUGCUCUCUCCGAUGAUGAUACCACAUUCAAGCCAAUGAAAGAUGCUGGUAUUACCAAAAAGGCACUAGAAGCGGCCGUUAGUCAAGUACGUGGUAACCGUCGUGUGGAUUCAAAGAACGCUGAAGAAGUGUACGAGGCCCUAUCAAAAUACGCUAUUGAUUUGACCCAGAUGGCACAAAAUGGCAAGCUAGAUCCCGUCAUUGGUCGUGAUGAUGAAAUCCGCCGUGUGAUCCGUGUGCUGGCGAGAAGGACAAAGAACAACCCUGUACUGAUUGGUGAGCCUGGUGUUGGUAAGACAGCCAUUGUCGAAGGCUUGGCUCGUCGUAUCAUUGAACGUGAUGUGCCUCAGUCUCUCCAGUGCAAACUGUUCUCUUUGGAUAUGGGCGCCUUAAUUGCUGGUGCCAAGUAUCGUGGUGAAUUUGAAGAACGUCUCAAGGCUGUCUUGAAAGAAGUCAAGGAAUCUGAAGAGGGUAUCAUUUUGUUUAUUGAUGAAAUCCACACUGUUCUUGGUGCCGGUAAAGGUGAGGGUUCUAUGGACGCUGCCAAUCUGCUGAAACCUAUGCUGGCUCGUGGUGAAUUGCGAUGCAUUGGCGCUACAACACUUACUGAAUACCGUGAAAUUGAAAAAGAUCCUGCAUUCGAGCGUCGUUUCCAAAAGGUCGAUGUGGGAGAACCCUCAGUGGCUGCAACUAUCUCUAUUCUCCGUGGUCUCAAGGAACGUUAUGAAAACUAUCAUGGUGUCAAAAUCACAGAUUCUGCUCUCGUUUCUGCUGCUCAACUUUCAGAUCGUUAUAUCACAACUCGAUUUUUGCCAGAUAAGGCUAUUGAUUUGAUUGAUGAAGCUGCAGCCAACACACGUGUUCAACUUGAUUCUAAACCAGAAGAAAUCGAUGUGCUCGAACGUAAACGUUUCCAACUUGAAAUUGAAGUGAAGGCUCUUAGCAAGGAAAAGAAUAACAAGGAAUCAAAUGAACGUUUACAGGCAGUCAGAGAAGAGAUGGCCAGAAUUGACGAAGAAUUGAAACCUCUGAAGCUCAAGUACGAACUGACAAAGGGACGACUGGAUGAAAUUCGUGAUUUGAAGCAGAAACUCGAUGAACUCAAAUCAAAGGCUAUACAAGCUAGAAAUAACUAUGACCUGGAUACUGCUGCUGAUAUCGAGUACUAUGCCAUUCCUGAUGUCGAGCAGCGUAUUGCUGAGCUUCAAGCAGAAAAGCAACGCAAGAUAAGUGAAGAUUUGGCUAAUGAUCAACCAAGUGAUGCCAUCAUUUCUGAAGUGGUACGUCCUGAACAAAUCAUGGAGGUCGUCUCUCGAUGGACUGGUAUUCCCGUUCAAAACUUGGCCAAGAGCGAACGUGAGAAGCUGCUGACGAUGGAAACUGAAAUUGCUCGUCAUGUCGUUGGUCAGGAUGCUGCUAUCAAGGCUGUCUGCGAUGCUAUUCGUCUUUCCAAGGCUGGUUUACAAGAUCCUCGCAGACCAUUGGCUUCUUUCAUGUUCCUUGGCCCCACUGGUGUCGGUAAAACUCUUCUCUGCAAGACAUUGGCUGAAUUCCUAUUUAAUGACGAACGUGCCUUGAUUCGUAUCGAUAUGAGCGAAUUAAUGGAACAGCACAGUGUUGCUAAGCUGAUUGGUGCUCCACCUGGCUAUGUGGGUCACGAAGAAGGUGGUCUCUUUGAGUCUGUUCGUCGCAAACCUUACUCUGUUGUUCUUCUCGAUGAAUUGGAAAAGGCCCACCGAGACGUUGCCAAUGUUCUCCUGCAAGUUCUUGACGAAGGUUUCAUCCAUGACUCCAAAGGCCGUAGAAUUGAUUUCCGUAAUACAAUCAUUGUCAUGACCUCCAAUUUGGGUGCCAAUCUCUUGGCUGAUAAUGUUAAGGGUGAAGAAAUGAACAUUUUGAAAGAACAAAUCAUGGAAGUUGUCCGCAAGCACUUUAGUCCUGAAUUCACCAACCGUAUUGAUGAAGUUGUCAUCUUCAAUCGUCUCACUCAAACCAACAUCACCAAUAUUGUGGAUGUUCGUCUUAAAGAAAUCGAAGAUCGUCUUGCUGACCGUCGUAUUACCCUUCAAGUCUCUCAAGCUGCAAAGGAAUGGCUUGGUGCUCAUGGUUAUGAACCCAUCUUUGGUGCUCGUCCACUGAACCGUUUGAUCCAGCAAAAGGUUCUUAAUCAAUUGGCCAAAUUAAUUAUUGAUGGUGGUAUUCGUAAUAACGAGGUGGCCAAGGUUGAUAUUUCUUCAGAUGGUAGUACAAUAGAAAUUGCUCGUAAUCAUGAAAGUGAAGCAGGUUACGUAGUUGAAGAGCCAAUGGAUGAAGAUCAAGACCUUGAUAUGGAUUAA
Rhizopus microsporus ATCC 52813 is the source of this 2679-nucleotide messenger RNA. Its product is annotated as putative HSP100 protein. Gene Ontology annotation, molecular function: ATP binding; ATP hydrolysis activity. Gene Ontology annotation, biological process: cellular response to heat. The transcript has a single exon. The coding region runs from base 1 to 2679 and encodes 892 amino acids. The record is from RefSeq and is a predicted model, not a curated record. Gene Ontology annotation, cellular component: cytosol; cytoplasm. Lineage: Eukaryota; Fungi; Mucoromycota; Mucoromycetes; Mucorales; Rhizopodaceae.